AUGGGUUGGUUCGACGGCAGGUCUUCCUCAGGCUCCCAUUAUGUCGUGCGUCGACGCUCUCCAUCCCGCCGUUCCACUUCCGGCAUCUACUCGUCGCACCAUUCGCGCCAUUCUGCGCCUUCAAUUUUCAGUAUUGGCGGUCUAGGUAGUUAUAACCACCGCAACAGAUCGACUGGGUCAUUCUUUUCGUCGUCUUCGUCCAGACGUGCUCGACCGCGCUCCGGUUUCAUUCAGCGAUUGAUCCAAUCGAUCAAGCGCCUCUUUCGUGACAUCUAUCACUACGCCCGCCGGAACCCCAUCAAGGUGUUUCUGCUUGUCAUUGUCCCACUCUUGACGAGCGGCGUUCUGGCAAAGCUUCUUGGCCUCGUUGGCAUUCGGGUCCCGAGCAGUCUUGCCGGCCCUCCUCGCGGUGCAUAUGGCGGAAACUCUCCCGGUCUGGGCGACAGCGUGAAUAGCUUGAUGAACAUCGCAAAGAUCAAAUUAUAUCAGUUCAACGACAAACACUAUCAUGAAGACUUCGGUAUCAGAUCAGUAAGGUUCGAUUUCCGAGUAAAUCAAUCAAACGCAGUGCCAGUUGCUGCCAUCUGGAGAAUUCACAAUCUCACUUCAACGGCCCAAGAAGAACAAGAGCGUAUCUGAGCAUAUAGAAUCAAUGCUGAUUCAGAGACCGUGAAGAGAGUCCAAAAGAUACUAGUUAUAUACUUACUGUACAUAGACCACACCCUUCUCCACCGCCUCGCUCUCCAGUUCAAACUAAACUAAUACAUCACACAGUACCUAAUGCACCAACCUCUCCCCAAAGCCACUAAUAAAAAGAGAGAAAGCAAAAAAAGCCUCCUCUACGAAUCUUACUCCUCAUACUAUUACUCACUAACAAAUAGUUCGUCGUAUCGGAUAAUCCACGCCGUGUUAAUAUUGCCCGGAACUAUUAUUCGUGGGGUUCCACUCCUGCAAAGCAGAUCAGACCACGUCAGACGUACACGCGAGAAUCUAAGUAGAAGAUCCGUGCGGGCUGGGAAGGGGGUUUGGG
This is a messenger RNA of Paecilomyces variotii, 1030 nucleotides long. RefSeq lists its product as hypothetical. The transcript is spliced from 2 exons. Lineage: Eukaryota; Fungi; Ascomycota; Eurotiomycetes; Eurotiales; Thermoascaceae. The record is from RefSeq and is a predicted model, not a curated record. The coding region runs from base 1 to 639 and encodes 212 amino acids.